Messenger RNA from Phalacrocorax carbo (great cormorant), 9709 nucleotides. NCBI's taxonomy places the organism in Eukaryota, Metazoa, Chordata, Aves, Suliformes, Phalacrocoracidae. The record is from RefSeq and is a predicted model, not a curated record.
CCUUCUCCCCGCCUCUCGCAAGAUGGCGGAGGGAGCCGCGCGGGGGAGAGGCAGCGGCAGCGGCAGCGGCGGCGGGCGCGUGCUCCGGUGGGCUUGAGGGAGGCCGGCGCGUGGGCGGCCUGCGAGGCAGGUUAGUUCUUUUGGAGAUUAAACACUUGGAGAGGAAAAUGACUUCGAUUAUCAAGUUGACAACGCUUUCAGGGGUGCAGGAGGAAUCUGCCCUUUGCUAUCUGUUGCAAGUAGAUGAAUUUCGUUUUCUUUUGGACUGUGGCUGGGAUGAAAACUUUUCUAUGGAUAUUAUUGAUUCUCUGAGGAAACAUGUACACCAGGUUGAUGCUGUUCUUCUUUCUCAUCCUGACCCUCUACACCUUGGUGCUCUUCCAUAUGCAGUUGGAAAAAUGGGGUUGAAUUGUGCCAUUUAUGCAACUAUUCCUGUAUAUAAAAUGGGACAGAUGUUUAUGUAUGAUCUGUACCAGUCCCGCCAUAAUACUGAAGAUUUCACGCUCUUUACAUUGGAUGAUGUAGAUGCAGCCUUUGAUAAGAUACAACAGCUGAAGUUUUCUCAGAUUGUGAAUUUGAAAGGGAAAGGACAUGGUUUAUCAAUCACACCAUUGCCAGCUGGCCACAUGAUAGGAGGCACGAUUUGGAAGAUUGUCAAGGAUGGAGAGGAAGAAAUUGUUUAUGCAGUUGAUUUCAACCACAAGAGGGAGAUCCAUCUGAAUGGAUGUUCCUUGGAAAUGUUGAGCAGGCCUUCAUUGCUUAUUACAGAUUCAUUUAAUGCUACUUAUGUACAACCCAGGAGGAAGCAAAGGGAUGAACAGCUACUGACAAACGUUUUGGAAACAUUACGAGGUGAUGGAAACGUAUUAAUAGCUGUGGAUACAGCAGGCAGAGUUCUGGAACUUGCUCAACUUCUUGAUCAGAUCUGGAGAACAAAAGAUGCAGGAUUAGGAGUCUACUCUCUAGCACUUUUGAAUAACGUCAGCUACAAUGUAGUGGAGUUCUCUAAAUCACAGGUUGAAUGGAUGAGUGACAAGUUGAUGAGGUGCUUUGAAGAUAAAAGAAACAAUCCUUUUCAGUUCCGCCAUCUGUCCUUAUGUCAUAGUCUGUCUGAUCUGGCUCGAGUGCCUAGUCCGAAAGUUGUUCUUGCCAGUCAGCCUGACUUAGAGUGUGGGUUUUCUAGAGAUCUUUUCAUUCAAUGGUGCCAGGAUUCCAAAAACUCUAUAAUUUUAACUUAUCGCACUACACCUGGAACAUUAGCACGAUUCCUGAUUGAUAAUCCUUCUGAAAAAGUUAUAGAUAUCGAGUUGAGAAAGCGUGUCAAGUUGGAAGGAAAAGAACUUGAAGAAUACUUAGAAAAGGAGAAACUAAAGAAAGAAGCAGCUAAGAAGUUAGAACAGUCUAAGGAGGCAGAUAUUGAUUCCAGUGAUGAGAGUGAUGCUGAAGAGGAUAUUGAUCAACCAACUGUACAUAAGACCAAACAUGAUUUGAUGAUGAAAGGUGAAGGCAGCCGGAAAGGAAGCUUCUUCAAACAGGCAAAGAAAUCUUAUCCAAUGUUUCCAGCCCCUGAAGAAAGAAUUAAAUGGGAUGAAUAUGGCGAGAUUAUCAAACCUGAGGAUUUUCUAGUUCCAGAACUUCAAGCAACAGAAGAAGAAAAAAGCAAAUUAGAAUCUGGUUUGACAAAUGGAGAAGAGCCUAUGGACCAGGAUUUAUCAGAUGUUCCUACCAAAUGUAUUUCUGCAACAGAAUCCAUGGAAAUCAAAGCCAGAGUUACAUACAUUGACUAUGAAGGACGCUCAGAUGGGGACUCAAUUAAAAAAAUUAUUAACCAAAUGAAACCAAGACAAUUGAUCAUUGUCCAUGGACCACCUGAGGCCAGUCAGGACCUUGCAGAAUGUUGCAGAGCUUUUGGUGGCAAAGACAUCAAAGUUUAUAUGCCUAAACUGCAUGAAACUGUAGAUGCAACCAGUGAAACUCACAUUUACCAGGUCAGAUUAAAAGAUUCUCUUGUCAGCUCUCUUCAGUUCUGUAAAGCCAAGGAUGCUGAGUUGGCUUGGAUAGAUGGUGUUCUGGACAUGCGGGUUUCGAAAGUGGAUACUGGAGUUAUUUUGGAAGAGGGAGAGCUGAGGGAGGAUGAAGACUUAGAGAUGCAAGUGGAUAUGCCUUCUUCAGACUCUAGCGUCAUUGCACAACAGAAGGCCAUGAAAAGCCUCUUUGGUGAUGAUGACAAGGAGAUGUGUGAAGAGAGCGAGAUCAUUCCUACUUUGGAACCUCUGCCACCUCAUGAGGUUCUUGGACAUCAGUCUGUGUUUAUGAAUGAGCCAAGACUGUCUGACUUCAAGCAAGUUCUCUUGCGAGAAGGUAUACAAGCCGAAUUUGUAGGAGGAGUGCUUGUGUGCAACAAUCUGGUGGCUGUUCGCAGGACUGAAACAGGGCGCAUUGGAUUGGAAGGCUGUCUCUGUCAGGACUUCUAUAGGAUAAGAGACCUUUUAUACGAGCAAUACGCUAUUGUCUGAGGAAGGUGCUGCAAAGAUAUUUUUACUUGAACUUUUAAAGACAAUGGAGAAUUCUCUCAAUUUUGACUUCUUGUAGUUUUCUAAUUCAUACAGGGGAAACCUAACUCACAAAGAUCAGUUAACUACCCUGAACAUGUAAAUAACUACUACUGUCAUUCUUCAUAAAUCUGUUGGUACAUUCCAUGUUGUUGACUUUCAAACUGUUAUGACUUGCUGUCUCCCACAUAACACAUUAUAAACGAGUUUAUGACUAUGAACCCUUCUCAGGUAAGGUUCAAUUUGUCAGGACAUGUUUUUGUUUCAUAGAUGCCUUGCCAAAGAGUACAAAAUACAUAUAAAUCAUUCUUCGGUUCUAAAAUAAGAUUAGGUGGGGAACUGUGGGUUUCUUUGCUUUUGUUCUCUUUUGGUUCUGUUUGUUUUUGGUUUUGUUUUUUUUUCUUCAAUAAUUUGAUUUAGGGAACAGUCUUGUGGGGUUUUUUUUGGGGGGGUGGUGGUUUUCUUUUUUUUUUAAAUGGAGGUUAGUUAAUGUACAUUUUUAAUAGCCCACUUAAAGCUAGACUACCUAAACUUUCCCCUGGUGUUAAUCUGGCUGCAUCUUAAUGUUGUAUCUGCUCCAUCUUACUGAUUUGUUCCAGAACAGCAUUUCAUAUUCUAUAUAAAGUAUCAAUCUGCAGGAUCAAAAAAUUAUUUUGGACAGGUACUCUAAAAAGACAGGAUAAUAUUGUCAGGCAGUUUAAAAUCCAGUAAUUGUGUGCUUCAGAAUAACUUCUGUACAAACUUAUAGAAUUUGUAACUUCUAGGUUUUGCAAAAUUAUGCCAACUAUAAAGUCUUUUUUAAGUUCUGAUCUUAAUGUUUUCAGAGCCUUUAUCGAUGCACCACAGUUGGUUCAGAGUGCCAUGAGUUGAGUUCAGGAAGAUCCUUUAUCUUGAAAUCUGAGUUCAUGCGAUGUAUUUAAUGCUUUUGUGCCAUGUUUUGUUCUAGUUGCAUGUUCUGUGCCAUUUUUCAUUCUAGUUGACAGUGGGACUUACUGUAGUUGCUGAUGCUAGGAAUUGACCUUAAGUUCUAGGUGAAGAUGAGCACAGUUUAGGGCGCCUUAAUUUCUCAGAAAUUAAUUUAUGCAAACAAAUGGCCUCUUGAGAGUUUUAAUCCAUUUUUCCCCUGUCCACAUGUGAACCACCAGCUUCAGCAGUGGAGGGUUGCUUGCUUGUUUUUACAUACAACAGCAAUGUAAUAUGUGCUCUCUGUGUGUAUGUUUAAAUAAAAUCUUUGAAAAAGUGGCAAAAAAUAGCCCUGUGGGCUAUCAAUGGAAAGAUAAUUUACUUGGCAAUUCAUUCUUGACAAAUAGUUUUCUAUCUGAUGUACAGAUUAUUUAUUACAUUUACAAUAGUAACUUAAAACUGAAGACCAUGUUAAAAAAAAGUAACACAAAACCAAAAAAACGAAACCAAACCUGCUAGAACUAUAUACUAAAAAUGUAAAAACUUGAAAAUUUAAUGGUGAGAGAGAAUGUAUUUUGUUACAUAAAGAAAAUCUUGGCUAGGAAUGACUGAAUGGCUCAAUGCUUUUUUUUUUUUUUUUUAAACAGUGUAGAAGAAUUUUUGUUUUCCAUUAUAUUGACAGCCAGAACUUCAUAGAAAUGUUCUGGUUUUGUACCUGUUUUGUAGCAAUGCUAUGUAAAUUUAUAUGAUACUGGAUGCCUGUUGGUGAAUACUGUUGUAUUACUAUUGUUGCUGAUAUUAAUGAACUUUUAUAAAGUGAGUUACUUUGUACAUUAUCAUAUUGGCCCUAGGAAUUCUAACUAGAGGGCUUAGGGUGGGCAGAGAUUGCACAUGCCUAUAUGGAAUAUGCUAAUAAAGGAAAUACCCCUUAGGAAAUGAAACUAAAAAUAUUGCUGCUUUUAAGAAAGGGAUAAAGACAAGACAGUGUGAUCAUAAACUUUUCUGUCAGUUUUGUUUGGGUUUUUAAACUGUUGAUUCAAAUCCAGCUAAGUUUAACCAAAGUUUAAUGCUAUCAGUCACUAAAUUCCCAUGUGUUCUGGUAAGGAGGUGAGAACCCCAAAUUAGUGCCAUUGCUAAGGAAAAGGCUCAAGUAUGAAGAAAACAGUGACUGUUCUAGUCGAUUCAGCAUGAGUGUGGCUUGAAAUGAGACCUGGAAAGCUGAUAUGCAAGGUGAUAGUCAUCUGAAUGCUGGGACUGAGGAAAGCUGGGUUUGUGGACAAUUCUGGUGGUGAGAGGGAUGAAGGGGAAUACAAGGCAUCUAUAGUAAAUUUAGGACAGGCUGCAGUCGAGCUGUGGAGCAGGUGUGAUCCUCAGCUAUGCAUUGAUUACUUGUAAACAGUGUGGAACUGAAGCAAAUAUCCAUGACUCUUCCGUAGUCUGCUAUCAGUUCUCUGAUAGAUUAUUAUAAUUGUUUUGUUGUUGUUCUUAACUGAUAGGCUUUAUACAAUAACAGAACUUCUCUGUGUAAGUUUCAGAGUUACUAAUGUGGUUCUUGUUUGUAUUGGAAAUUAAAGAUUCAUUUCCCCUUACCUCCACAGAAUGUCAGUGCUGCCAUGGACUGUAAGCUGUAUUUUCUGACUUCUGUAUUUUCUUCAUUAGCAGUAAAAGUUUGAUAAAGGAACAUUUUUUACUCUUUGCUUUGUUGCUCUUGAGGGCCAGAAUAUUAACUUCAAAUCAAACCUAGGUUUGGUACUUACUGACCAUUUAAAAAUAUUUCCUUCCAAGGGUCUUGGAUAAUUCAGAUUCCUCAGCUAAGAAGAUCCAAGAGGGUUUGGAGACACAGGAAGGGCAGAAGCUUGCCUUCUCCCAUCCCCAAAGUCUGUAGUAUUUGUGGAUAAAUCCCAGCUUUUGUAUUCUCUUCUUCCCGUGCCUAUGUAGUAGAAUAUGAAGACGUAUUUCAAAAGAUUCAAGGAAUGUAGAAGCAGAUCUCUUGAAUAAUAAUUAAAAAAUAGCUCUAGAAUUAAUUGUUAAGCUGUUCACAUUGUCUAAACAUAGUUUUACCCUGAAGUUAUUUAACUUUAUGUGGGUGAUAGUCUCAUUUAUAAUCAUUUUACUUCAACAGUAUGUACUGGAGGUGAGGUGAAGCUGAAAAUCUUUCUUUUUCCCUGAACAAUAUUUAGACUUAACCAGAUCCACUUCUCAAAAUAUGCUGUUAAUGGAAAGGUAGCAUGCCUUGCAUUCAGUCAGAGUAACAGUCUCAUGAGACCAUUUGAGAUCUAUUUGCUAGUAAAACGUGCUUGGAAAGGUAGGAAUUCUCCUCUAUCUGUACUAGCUUUUAAUGGCAGUCAAACACUAUUUGUUUGAAAUAAACAAGCAGAACCACCUUACCAACACCCCCCAACCCCCUCCCCCAAAUAUAAAUAAUUGUUAUAGGGGGUUGUACCCUAAAACACUUAUGUUGUGCAGAAGCAAGAUUUCUUUGAUAAGGUAUGACAUGUAUUAAUAUAUUUCAGUUAGAAAAGGGCAGUGUAUUGCCUGGGGAAAAGACAUAAACCACUAAAAUUUUUUGACACUUUGGCAAAAUAGAUCUUACAGUAAGGAUCUGAACAUUGCAUAAUAUUCUGUUCCAUGGCUAUUACAGAUGAUUUCAUAGUUUUAAAAAGGUGGUGUUGGGGAAGAUGAUCUUGCGGUCAAAUCUGAUAAAGAAAUGUGUCCAGUAAACAGAAUUUAAGUCUUGAUCUGAAAACUGUAUAAGGAACCGAUGGUAGCUCAAGAUAAAGAAGUGAGAUCAAAAGAAUCUUCAAAAUUGCUUAUUGAAAUUUAUUUUUUAAACUAUUUUAAACAGUCUUAAGUCUCCUCUUCCUGAGACUCAGAUUGGAAAAGAGGCGUGACACAAAGAUCAAAUUUGCAUCACUAAGACUUAUUUUGCAAAUGGGAGGCGGUUGCAUGGGUUUCCUGCAAGUACAGAACAGGGUAGUUAGCUGAGGCUCUUGUAAGCAGUGUUAAUCAUAGAGUAUUUUUACUCCUUCCACUGAAGUAGAAAGCUAUCAUUAUCAUAACACAAGCUUUUGUAGAAAAUCAUCCUUCACAAAGUUUGCCAGCAGGGCAAAUAUUUCGCUGAAUGCUUUGGAUGGUCUUAAAUGGCAUCCUCCCUCCAUGAUAAGCAGUAUAUGUUGUGAACCAUUAGUGUACCUCACACUGCUUGACCAGUAUUAACCAAGGGAUGAAAGAGUGCAUUGUUUCAGAUUGAUCUAAAUUACUUUAAUUACAUUAGUAAAAUUCUUCAUUCCUUGUCCUAAAAGGUAUCUUAUUGUUUCUGGCAGAGAAAUUCUGAGAAGUGGUUGCAGUUCUGUGGUAAGUGAACUGAAUGCUCCCUUCAGCUUAGUAACGCUUGGUCACAGUGGUAGAAGGGGAAUAUGUGUUCUCUUGUGUAGCGAGUGUGGAAGUUUGAUAAAUAUUAUUUUACAAAUAUGGGAGAUAUAAAGAUAUGGGAGAACUAGAAUGUUUAAUGCAGUACACUUUAAAUUUAACUCGCUUGAUAGAUUAUAUAUUAUUGCUGUGACAAAAAGUAAAAAAACCAUGACUCCAUUUUUGAGUCAAACUUCCAAUAAGUCAUGUAGCUGGUUUCCUGGAAAAGAAGGAUCCAUAGAAACUCAAAACAUUAUGAGGACACAAGUUUGGUAUAUGACCUUUAAGCAGUAAUAACCUGCCUGUUGUUGCAUAAUCCUCUUAGGUGAUGUAAGGUGGAUCUGUGGUUCAGCAGAUGAAUAAUAAUGACCUAAGCAUCUGCCGAAAAGUAGAGUUUGUAACUGCACUCUGGUAUUUGCAAAUUUUGGUAACGAGCAAAUACAUUAUUUCAGUUGUAUAGGCUUUGCUUAAAUGUCAUUUUCGGUGAAGUUUUUCUGAAGUGCUAACAACUUCUCUAAAAGGUAUUUUUAACAAACGGUUCUAAAGAAAUUUGCAGUGAUGGUAAUUUCAGUUAAAAAAGAAAAGAAACCCAAACCACAAACUCUCUGUCCAACUUAGCUGAAGGUUGAUAGCAGUUUUUGUAAAAUUAACUUUGGAAAAUUACAUAGGGAGAUCUAUGGACAGAGUUCAUUGUGCGGUAGUGGCUAUGGUGCCCUUGCGGGUAUUUAAGAUGUAGAAAAUAAAGCAUAAUAUUUAAUGUCAAGUAACAACAUUGGAACUUUUGCAGCUAAGUAACUAUUCCAUCUCCAAUGUGUUAAAGGAUUUUUUUAGAUACAACCAAAUAUAUUUUUUCCUUUGUAGCUAAUCAGUUUAUAGGAAUAUUUAGGUGUCUAUUAUGAAGAAUAAACUCAGCAACACAAUUGUUAAGCAACAGCACUUGGAGUGAUCAGUUUCUCAAGCCGAUGGUUUCAUCGGUACCUUCUUAAAAUUGUCACUUAACUGCUGCCUUGUCUGCAAGGAGUCUGGUUUAGUUGUCUCACCAGUUCUUGUGACAGAGAGCACAGUCAUUUUCUAGGCUGCUUUACAGCAAAGUAAAUCAGAACAAGAGCUCUAAUUUAGAGUGAUCCUGCUUAGAUCACUGAGAUCCUGUGAAGAAAAAAUUAAUAGCUUAGAAGUUGGAAGCUUUUAUUGGGGUUUGUUUGAAGUUGUAGUUGUAUGUAAAAAAAAAUUGCAGUUAAUCUAAUCUGGAGAAACUACUGCUUCUUCUCCAGUUCUGUACACUGUUGCAGAAGAACAACUGGCUUCAGAAGUGACUGGGUAUUGGUGAUAAUACUUGCCUUAAGGUAUAUUUUACAGUAAUUGCUUCAGAGUUAGUCUUUUUUUUCCUCUUUUAAGUCAAUGUGGGUAAGUUUUAUAGUGUGCUGAUCUUGGCUGUUACUACCAGUGUUUCUCAGAAAUAAUUCUGAAGGGGGUAGGUAAUACGCCUUUAUCAGUAUUGUAUAGAAAAAUUGUACAAGAGGAUUUUUCUAAGAUCCUUGACGGAAAAAAACCUGAAUGCAGAUAGAACUUAGUCAUUGCUAAAACUCAGUAGAACUGCUAGCCAUUUAAUUUCUGUAUCUGCUAGUACUCAGUGCUAGAAACAGGCUUUUAAGGAAUACUUUGUGAUGGCAUUGUGCAAUGAACUAUUCAAGUAAAAAAAAAAUUACCCACAUUUAGCUAACUGGCCUGUUGUAUAUGCUUCAAGAUGUGAACCUGAAAAAGUUUUCAUGGUGUAAAUUACGUAUCAAAAAGCAGGAGAUGAGACAUAUAAUAACAUUGCCACCUAUUUUGCAGAUUUACCACAUGCCUGGGGCAACAGUUGUAGCUUAUCCAAGUAAUUAUUUGUAUGAGGACAUAAUUGUUAUGUCUUCUGUUGUUUUCAGGGAACUUGUUUAGCUGCUUUGGAGGAAAAACCCUGAGCGUGAUGUGAUCCGUUAUAAAUUAUUGGCAGGUAUUCUGCAAGCCAUAAUAAUGAACUAUCCUUAAAAAUCAUCAGGGAAUUAUUUUUUUGCCAUUUUGCAGCUCCUGAAGGAGUUGCACAGCUGGCAGAGCAUAUUGCCCGUCACCAUGCCAGACUUGGCAUUUGAAAGCCUGACAGACUGCUUUGUGCUGGGGCGCUAGCCAUGGAUCAGCAGUGUGCAACAGUAUGAAGAUAGUAAGCGUUUUAUUUUUUGCCCUUUGUAGGAUCACACGAGUUAAUGCUUCAUUUAUAAAGAGGCCAAACUGUUUUCUGAACCUACCACGGACUUGUGUCACAUCACGUGGGCAGGUUAGCCCCCAUGCUGCAGGACUCUAUAGAGGAAUUAUGUUCUUGAUGUAUUCUGGUAAAAUUGUCUUAGUAUCAAAGUUUGGAGUCACUCUGUAUAGCCUGCUUUUCAUGUUUUAUGUAAUUUUAUUAAGCUUCAGUAUUUCUUUCAUAAUCUCCCUGAUUUUACUAAUGCACAAUAUUGCAAAUGCAGUAUAAAACUAGUCAACAGACUUUAAAUCAUUUGUGUAUCUCUAAACCUCUUACGCUGAUUAAAAGUGUUAAAGCUAUUAGUAUUUUUUAUGUAACUGGAUCUAAAUUUAGUUUCUGUUGCAGUCAAAAAACUCUCCAGUGUUGCAAACCAUGAUCCUAAUCUGCUUCCUCUUGGAGUCGAUGGCAAGAGUUCUUCAGCGCAGCUUUUGUGUUUCUGUGUGUGGAUGACUUGAAUAGUUAACACCAUGUUUAUCAUAGAAAUUCAGUAACAACUCUUCAUAGUUCUGACUUCUCUUCCAGAAGUGUCAAAAUACUACUUUUGUUCUUGUGUGAAAUAGGAUUUCAAUUA